GGCUGCUCCGCCUCUUCCGAGCCAGGUCGCGACCUUGAGGCCAGGAGUCGGAUUUCUGAGCGUGCCGGGCUACCGCGGGCCCCGCAGCCUCCUCUCUCACCAUGGUCGCGGCCCGGAACCUGCGCACGGCGCUCAUUUUCGGCGGCUUCAUCUCCUUGGUCGGCGCCGCCUUCUACCCCAUCUACUUCCGGCCCCUUAUGCGGCUGGAGGAAUACCAGAAGGAGCAGGCUGUAAAUCGAGCUGGUAUUGUCCAGGAAGAUGUGCAGCCACCAGGGUUGAAAGUGUGGUCCGAUCCGUUUGGCAGGAAAUGAGGCUGUCAGCAAGUCUGAUGAGGAAAAUGGACGUCUUCAUCCUGUGCACUGCGCAGUGGGACAAUAGAUUGCUCGCUGCGGCAGCAGGGCUGGUGAAGGAACUCUUCCUGCUGCCAGCGAGAGCCCCUGUGAUAGAAACCGUGCAAAGACAGUGCUUCCCUUAAGUCCCCGGAGAACCUGAACAGAUGACACCAUCAGGAAGUGCCUUGUGGCUCCAUUGACUUUGCCAGCCUGCAGGGUUCUUUGUGGAGGAUCUGCUGCUCAUGCAGUCUUUUUCACUUCCAAGCAGUGAUGUGAACACGAGCAACCUGUGGGCUCAAGGUGCACAGCUGCUUUGCCACCUUCUGAAUAAACGAUUUUAAUGCAAA
This is a messenger RNA of Psammomys obesus (fat sand rat), 679 nucleotides long. It is a transcript of the gene Smim20, whose product is annotated as small integral membrane protein 20. Gene Ontology annotation, biological process: mitochondrial respiratory chain complex IV assembly. NCBI's taxonomy places the organism in Eukaryota, Metazoa, Chordata, Mammalia, Rodentia, Muridae. The record is from RefSeq and is a predicted model, not a curated record. Gene Ontology annotation, cellular component: mitochondrial inner membrane. The transcript has 3 exons. The coding region runs from base 102 to 311 and encodes 69 amino acids.